Messenger RNA from Staurois parvus, 493 nucleotides. NCBI's taxonomy places the organism in Eukaryota, Metazoa, Chordata, Amphibia, Anura, Ranidae. The record is from the annotation of a GenBank genome assembly.
AUGGCACCUCAUGGCAAAGAACUCUCUGAGGAUCUGAAAAAAAAGAAUUGUUGCUCUACAUGAAGAUGGCCUAGGCUAAUAAGGAGAUUGCCAAGACCCUGAAAAACUGGGCUGCAGCACGGUGGCCAAGACCAUACAGCGGUUUAACAGGACAGGUUCCACUCAGAACAGGCCUCACCAUGGUUGACCAGAGAAGUUGAGUGCACAUGCUCAGCGACAUAUCCAGAGGUUGUCUUUGGGAAAUAGACGUAUGAGUGCUGCCAGCAUUGUUGCAGAGGUUGAAGGGGUGGAGGGUCAGCCAGUCAGUGCUCAGACCAUAUGCCGCACACUGCAUCAAAAUUGGUCUGCAUGGCUGUCGUCCCAGAAGGAAGCCUCUUCUAAAGAUGAUGCACAAGAAAGCCUCAGUUUGCUGAAGACAAGCAGACUAAGAACAUGGAUUACUGGAACCUACAGUCAAGCAUGGUGGUGGGAGUGUCAUGGUCUGGGGCUGCAU